AUGACUCGACUCGUCCACAACGUCCAGAAGAAGCAGCACAAGGAGCGGUCGCAGGUGGCGCUGCGGCAGAAGUAUGGCUUUCUCGAGAAGAAGAAGGACUACCGCCUACGAGCCGCAGACUACCACAAGAAGCAGGCGGCGCUCAAGGCGCUUAAGGAACAGGCGGCCAACUACAACCCCGAUGAGUACUACCAUGCGAUGACCCGGCGUCGUACCGACAACAAGGGCAUUCUUCUCUCCGAGCUGGAGGCGGAGCUGCUCUCGGUCGACCAGGUGAAGUUGUUGAAGCUGCAAGACGUCAACUAUGUGCGGACGAUGCGGUUGCACGAAGCCAAGCGCAUCGCCGCCGAGAAGCAGCAGGUGAUGUUACAGGCUAGCGGCAAGCACACGGUGUUUGUCGACCUGGCCGACGAGCAGCGGAAGUUUGACGCUGCCAAAUACUUCGACACCGACGCCAGUCUCGUUGAGCGGCGGCAAAACCGGCUCCGGCUUGACCAGUUGGAGCUGAAUAAGGGUGUGGUGGCGCAGACGCUUCUGGCCGACACCCGCAAGCAGCAGCAGAAGGAGAAGUUGGCCCACUUGAGACAGUUGAAGCUGAGGUUGGAGCGCGAGCGCCAGUUGAAGGAGGUGGAACAGCGCAUGGACCUCGAGCGCGAGAUGUUGAAGAAAGGGGCGAAGAAGAAGAUUGUCGAGGCCGACGGCACCACGCGGUUCCAGUGGCUGCAGAUCCGCAAGCGGUGA
Diutina rugosa is the source of this 741-nucleotide messenger RNA. RefSeq names its product rRNA-processing protein. NCBI's taxonomy places the organism in Eukaryota, Fungi, Ascomycota, Pichiomycetes, Serinales, Debaryomycetaceae. The record is from RefSeq and is a predicted model, not a curated record. Gene Ontology annotation, cellular component: small-subunit processome; nucleolus. The coding region runs from base 1 to 741 and encodes 246 amino acids. The transcript has a single exon. Gene Ontology annotation, biological process: rRNA processing.